UCCGUUAGACGAUUGGAAAUUGAUCGUCUUGAUCUUAUAUCUGAUUCGAAUUGAUAAAAGAUAUUCGCGAAAGUGGUUCGCGUUGCGAAAAAGGAUACCGGACCUGACGCGACGAUGGCCGAGCGUCCUGGCGGUAGGAGACGCUCGCGUCGCGACAGUAUGGAGGCCGGAAAUUCUUUGCAUGGUACACCACCGGGUUCUAAGGAACGUAGAACUAAACGUUCAAGUAAACCAUCCAAAGAGAGAUGGUUAUUGACUAGGAAAACAUGGAGGUAUAUGGCUGAUGCUGGAAGACGUUUGAUACCCGACGGUGUUCACAAUCGUACCGAGGAUAUACCCAAAAUCGAACAAUAUUUUCAAGAAGUUUGUCAAAAGGAACCCCGUUUUUUAUUAUGGAGGAAAUCAUCUUAUCCCGGUACAUUAGGUUUUCGUUCACAAAGACGACGUAGACGUGUCAAGGGUGGCAGUUGUAGGGCCAAAGCUAGCUCGGCUGACGAAGCUGACGAAAUUAGGAAUCUUUCUAAAGGAUUCGUCCUUCAGCCUACCACCGUUGGCAAAUUUGAUUUGGCCAAAGCUAAGAGAGAUUUUUUUUUGGCAUCCGACAGUUGCGGUAGCGCACCUUCCAGUCCAGUAUUUAAUCGUAGGAGGACGCCUAAGGAAGACGCGGAUGUUAAAGUUUUAGCUGAUAUGUUGCAAAAGUACCUGAACAUGCAAGGGGAUAUCGGUGAUACGGCCAAAACUUUCGAUAGAACUACCGUGAUCGAUCAUAUAGAGGGUAAAGAACAUUUUGAUUAUCAGAAUUUGAUCGAUAAGUUGCAACAACAUUUGGAUUUGAUCGUAGCACAAGCGAAAAGAGAUGAUAUAAUUGGUAAUAACGAGACUAUGUCGAUUAACAGAGACAAUUUACCUAAAUCAUCCCUAAAUCAACCAUAUCAAAGUGAUUACGUUCAUAAAUCUUUGAUGGAGACACUCAGUCGUUAUUACAGCAAGUCACCAACUAGGGAACGAGUAAUAUCGGAUAUUUUAACCGAUCGUAAGCUUUUGGAAAAGCUUUAUUUCGAUUUGAGAUGUACCAGAGGGUUCAGAGGACCAAGGGCAACCGGUGCUUACACUUCACCAUCUAGCAGAUGGUGGGCUCAUCAGAGAACUCGAAAUACGGGUAAAGAAAACGAAGAAGAUUGGUACUCGAACAAACGUGAUCCUAUUUCUCCACCUCCUUUGAUAGCUGUUCAAGAACCUAGUAUCGAUCGUGGACCAUUGGAUGAUGGCGUGCAAACUGAUCCGGUUCCCCGGGAUGUUUUGGAUGCUAUAAUUCUCGAGAGAGAAAAGGAAGAUAAUAAUAAAAGUGAAACGAGUAUAGGAAAAGCAAGUGCUCGUAGACGAAGUAGCGUUGACAACGAUGACGUGUCACCUUCGGUUAGCGAUACCAUUAAAAGGUAUCUCAGGAUGGCUAGGAAAAAAUCUAUGGAUGCUGAUAAAGUUGAUAGGUUCAAACGCGUUAAUUAUGAUAGAAAUCUUCGUAAUAUCAGGGCUAAAGGAGAAAUUACAAAGCCAGGUGACGACGAUGGCAAUAACAAAGGUUGCCAGACUUCAGAAGAUUGGGUUGUUAAUUAUCGUGAAAUGUCAUCCAUCGAAAAUCCAUCUGAAAAUCUUUCGGACGGUGAUACGACCUCGCCAGCAAGUAGAAAUGCAAGUUCGCGUAGCAGCAUUGAUGCUGGCCUUGGUUCGGAAGAACCCCUAACUCCUAAACAACAUCAUCAUCAUCAUCAAUCCUUUCUUUCCCAUCUCCUUCAUGGUUCCAAUACUCACAAGGAUAAACCACAUUCGGCACCGGGUUCGCCUGCACUCACAUCUUCGUCGAAAAAUUCUUCAGGUGGCACAGCGAUGCAGAAGAGCAAAUCUUCAAGCAGUGUGGUACAUCACGGUAGCAGGUUGGUCGCUAAAAAAAUUUGGCGGUCCAGGAGUAAAAGUACUUCGAGGGCAUCGAAUCAACCGUCCAUCUGGACACCCCAGGGAAAAUGCACGUGGGCUGGCACAGGUGGACGACGAGUGACUCUCCAGGAUACUUCUUUGCGUUCUUUAUCAGAAAUAGAAAGAAAAGUUUUAUGCAGAGUUGCCGUUGCAAAGUUACAAGCUCUCAAUUUAGGUGUUCACAUAAGACCCCCGAGCGAAUCUCUAGGGAGUGGGCCGGUUGCUACGAAACCAAAAAGGCGAGCAUAUUUGCUCAAGAGGAAGGCACUCACGACAGGAUUCUUUGAGAGUAAAGGGAAGGAGGAGAAAGACAAAGAGCCAGCACCAGGCGGUCUAGUUUUUGGUAUACCAAUUUCUCAAUGUCUUGAGAACGAUAGAAUCGCUAGAAUCGCUGCUGGGGAAGUUGCCGACGUUGGUAGUUUGACGAGAAGUAGUAGACAUGGAAGUAGAACGAGUUUUAGCAGUCUGAUUGAAGCUCCUACUACGGUUGCAGCGAAAACUGAAGAUGGUGGUUCCUGUGAAUCAUUACCGUCGAAAGGUGGAGGAGUAUUAACUGGAAGUGAUUCUGGUGUCCUCGAAUUAAGCGAUAGUGGCGGGGGAGGAACAACAGGCGAAUGGGAUGCAGUACCAGGGGUAGUUAGACAAUGCAUUAGACAUCUCGAAGCUACUGGGCUUCGUACCUUGGGUAUUUUUCGAGUUUCACCUUCGAAAAAAAGAGUUAGACAGUUGAGAGAAGAUUUCGAUUGUGGUCGUGAGACAAAAAUCGGUCCUGAUCAGUGUCCUCACGAUGUGGCUGCCUUACUGAAGGAGUUUUUUCGAGACCUGCCUGAUCCUCUGCUUUGUAGGGAUCUCUAUCAAGCCUUCGUACAUACUCAAAAGAUUAGGAAUAGACGAUUGCAACAAGAAGCACUUCAGCAUCUUAUUCAAUUACUGCCAACGCCAAAUCGCGAGACACUUUGGGCAUUACUUCAUUUCCUUAGUAUCGUUGCAUCAAAUAGCGAGGAUCAAAAGAAUGAAACUGGCGAAUGGAUACCAGGAAACAAAAUGGAUACUAAUAAUUUAGCUACUGUUUUUGCACCUAAUAUACUUCACUGCGUGAAACCUGGCCAAACUCGACCAGAAGUUUCAGCAGAGAGAGCAGAAGAGAGAAUAGACGUGAUAAACGUGGUACGAGCUCUCCUUGAACAUGCUUCGACGUUGUUUACAGUACCAGCAGCAUUGUUAGACGAAUUGUACCUGCACAUGAUGGAUACUCAUCCAGCCGAAUUAGAUCUGGCUCUUUCUCGACGUGCCGAGGAACAAUGCGGAGACGAGGUUGAUCCAUGUAGCGAAGCAGAAAAUUUUUCAGUCGAAGAAACUGUUGCAACAUCUGGGAAUACGUCAAUGCCGGCUACAACGACAACGAGAAAAGUUUGGACGCGAGAAGAAUGUUUGCAUCAAACGGCUGGCGUGGGUGGUGAUAUUGGUCCAAGGCCGCGUCGUCCGAAAAGGCCUGGAACUCGUAGAAAAGAAGAAGGAAGAAGUAACAGCGUUGAUAGUGGAUCUAGCGAGGAUCCAACCGAUCCUCGUAGAAGAUCCUCUCCGAUGGUGAUCACAGCUAGUUUAACUAUACCAAUGUCUGGAGCGUUCACAUUGAACCUCGAUGAUCCAGACAUUCCUUAUAUCGAGGAAACACCUAAACAACCAAGUGCACCACCGAGAAGACAAAGACAACGUUCGAUAUCUGGUUGUAGCGAAGGUGGUCGACAUGGUAGCGAUAGCGCAGUUGGUUCAUCGGCAACCUUGUCAGGCGACCAAGUGCCAAGUUCCCCACCCUCUUGGGCUUCUACCCCUCCUGCUAGCCCUGACAGUGCUGUCACGGCUGUCUCAUAUAUUCCUGAUCAACAAGCUGUCUUGCAGAGGGUCUCCUUUACCACAUCCAGCGAGGUUAGGCAGGUUUCUAGGGGUAGUAAUCAAGAAGUUAGUAGAACUAGUGCUACCCCUUACACGCCUAGCAUCACGAGUAUAGGUGGUGCCGUUUUGAGGUCUAAAACGGCAGAUAUUGAAAGGAUGCUACACAUUAAUAGGUCGGAUCCAAGUUCGGGAAAUCUUCAACAUAGUAAAUCGAGUAUAGUAACCACUUCAAUGUCUACCACGAGUUCGUCAGAGAGCAAGAAAUAUACUAAAAGACGUUACACCGACUCUAGGCAUCAAACUCGUCAUAUACCUGACUUGGAUACGCUUGCUGGGAAGACAACAACGAUGACAGUUACGUCAUCGAUGACGAUGUCAUCUACGACAGCAUCUAGUUCGGUCAUUGCGACAACACAAAAUCCACGUGGCUCGACAGGUGUCGUCCAACCUGUUUGGAAACGACGAGAAUUGAUCUCGAGUGCACCCAAGGGACGUGAAAAUUACUUUUGAAAUUCUCAUCCUCGUUCUCAUUUUAUAAUCUUAAUAGCGAUCUUAAUCUUUUAUCAAAGUCGUCUUUUGAUACGAACGAUUAUAAGAGGAAACUACGGGGUAGAGGAGGAAUGAGAAAGAUGUUAAUUAGAUUUCUUAUCGUCUUUUAUUCGAUUAAGUAGAUACACGCUAAGACUCUGUUUUACUGCCUAUAUCAGGUCUGGCCUGGCUAAGUGUUCCUCGAAUCCCGUCAUAAUUAUGUCUCAUUAAUUAAUUCUUUUUUUUUUUUUUUUUAUGGAAUAUGAUGUAUAUGGACAAUGAGGUGUCAGCUGGUUCCUAAACAAAGAUCUCCGCAACUAUGUUGACUAUGCUCAAAUUCUUUCUCUCUCUCUCUCUCUCUUUCUUUCUUUCUUUCUUUCUCUAUGUCUAUUUCUUAUUUCCUUGCUUUUUACUUGAAUCAAUCAUUUGUAAAAAGGUCAUAAAAUUGUCCUUUUGUUUUAAUUUUGUUUCAAUCGAUCGUCGCGUGAUUUAUUGAGACGUAUGAGAUUAACGAAAAAAAAUUAUGUUCUCUUCCUUUUUAUUUUACUUUUUGUUUAUUUUUAUUUAUUUAUUAAGAUAUUGAAUAGAUUCUCGUCUUAGAUAAUUAUUAUUGAAUUGUGGAAAAUAGCAAAAUAAUAAAUAUAAUGUCUUUGGUUAAGCGUGGCCAAGACAUGAAACAAAUCGAAGACGUCUCUGAACGUUGAUUUAAUCGAAAUGUUCUUCGAACGAUGAUGUCGACGAUCUAGUAGCUUUUCUUUAUCUUUCUCUUCUUCUUUUAUUUUUUUUUUUUUUUUUUCAAUCUUUAAGCUA
Molecule: messenger RNA, 5202 nt
Organism: Polistes canadensis
Lineage: Eukaryota; Metazoa; Arthropoda; Insecta; Hymenoptera; Vespidae
Gene: RhoGAP102A
Exons: 12
Coding region: 115-4374 (1419 amino acids)
Biological process (GO): signal transduction
Source: RefSeq, a predicted model, not a curated record